AUGGGAAGUGUAACGGAGAAGGGAGAGACCCGGAGCUCGGAGAAGGCCUUCCGCUUUGCUCGACGCUUUCUUGACGACGAAAAGGAGCGGAAAAAACUCCAGGGGGAAAUCGACGGCCGCCGAGAAGAUGGACGAAACGCCGAGAAUGCUGCUGCCGAUUCUUCGAACGACAGGAGCAACGAGGCUACGAGGAAAUCCUCUCCUCUGCAGGUUAUGAGCAAUACAGACUACGGCAAGUACGAACGCCUGAGCAAGCGACUGGACGAAGAAGAAGAACGGAAAAAGAAACAAGAAGAAGCGGAAGCAGCAGCCGCGCGUGAGAUGAUGCCGGGCUGCUCACACGAUCACUCCAAGGAACGCCAAAUUUACGAGAAACCGACAGGGGAGAAGAUCGACGCAGCGGAGAGAUUUCGACAAGAAGGAAACGCCGCUUUCCGCGAGAAGAAUUACGGGCUCGCAGCAGUCAAUUACCGCAAGGCUCUCCUUCAGUUCGACUACACGUUUCCAGAUACUGACGAGGAGCAGGAGCGAAUGGAUUCCGUGAAACUGCCUUGCCAUCUCAACCUCGCGGCCUGCAAGCUGCACCAGCAGGACUACGACGAGGUGUACAUACAGUGCCGCCUGGCUCUCGAGAUGGACCCGAAGAACGUGAAGGCCUUCUACCGCAGAGGCCUCGCGCAUCUCCAGCAGGACGACUUCGUCAAGGCGAAAGAGGAUCUGAUGGAGGCUCUCGCUCAGGAGCCCAACAGCAAGGAAAUUCGCGACGCGCUGAUGCUGCUUCGAGAAAAGAUCCAACGGUACCAGCGUCGCUCGGCUCUGACCUUCAAGGCCAUGCUGCGGGGCGACGCCUCUGGGCCGCCUGGCGAGCCGCUGAGUUCCCCGCCCACCGAGCCGGGUUCUGAUGACGGGAAACAAGGGAGACGCGCGUCCGCAUGGUCGGCGAAGACGGAAGCCUCGGAGUUGCGAGCGCCCGGCGACGACGAGGCGGUUUCGCGGCAGGCAAGGCUCGAGGACCGCAGUUCCCCGGGGGAAGUCGGUCCAGAGACUCGAAAUGACGCUCGCGCGGGAAGCGCUGGGGCACCGGGGGGCGAAAAAGGACCGCCGGGGCGGGGGAACGAGGGAGCGGGCCGAAGAACGCAGGCGCCGUCUCCGACACAGCGAGAGAUCCCAAAGAUUGAGGAAGUUUCUGACGAUGAGCAACCGGCUUUGUGUGCUGCGGGCGAGGGGCCAGAAGACGGCACGGACCGGGCGCAGCGCGGGGAACCGGGGCCUCCGCGAGGCCGCAAACGAAGUUACAACGAGGUCGUGACCAAGCCGCUGAGUGAGCAGACUGUCGAGGAACGGCAGACCGCCGCGCUGGCCAAGGGACGCGAGUUGCAACAGAAGCUGCUCGUGUUGCUGCGGCAAAAACAACAAGAGUUGAAGACGGUUCUCGAGCGGGACGCGCCUGGCGAGGUCUCGGCGGGCGCAGGCCACAGGUCGAGCAGUCCUGCGCGGAGUCGCCGCCCGUCCUUCGCUUCCUCGUGCUCGGCGUCUUCGGCGUCGUCGGCGUGGGAAGUCUUCUCAAAGCGAGCCUGCUCAGACAGCGACGCGUCUCUGGAGAGGAAGCGGUCGCGAAGAAAUGCGCGAGCGCGCCAAGAGGCCUCGCACACCGUGUCGCCCUACGUGAUUGCUCUCCUUGUCGCCGUCUCCGGUCUGUUCAGCGCCUGUAUUGGUCUGCUUGUCGGGCUCUGCCUGAGCUCCGGCCAAGACGCGCGACAGGCGACGGACCAGCCCGAGCGCGGAGGAUGUACAGCGGAAGGGUGCGAGGGCGAGAUCUCGACGGCUGCGCUUUCCACCGGGGCGUUGCAGGGUGUCCUCAGUUUCCUCUCAGACGGCGGGGUGGUCCUCGCCGGACUCACGGCCGCAGCCUGCGUGGGAAUUGCGCUUCUCCUGGUUUUCCUCGACGGCAGCCAGGAAGAGACCGACGGCCAGCGCGAGCGCCUGGGACGACGCUCGGGAUCCGUUUCCAGAAAGGUCGACUCUGGUCGCAGGGCGCGAACCGGCAGCUUUUCGGGGGCCAGCGCUGCGCGGCCGGGGGAAGGCGAGUCGAGCGGGGAAGACAGCGACGCGUCUUCGGAGGACGACGCGCUCGCGGCGACGGCGAGCGAACGGAAAGGCGAAAAAGCUGAACUUGGCCGUUUGACGACUCUUCCCGUGCCCCGUCGGCGAAAACUAACGGCGGAGUACAUCGAAGAAGUCGCGGGGCCGCAGCGGGAUAUCGGAUCGUUUCCGGAUCGGAAAAUCGGCACGUUGCAUUCCGACCCCGCCUUCGACGCUGUCUUGCGGCAGUGGUGCAACUGA
Molecule: messenger RNA, 2343 nt
Organism: Neospora caninum
Lineage: Eukaryota; Apicomplexa; Conoidasida; Eucoccidiorida; Sarcocystidae
Product: putative TPR domain-containing protein
Exons: 9
Coding region: 1-2343 (780 amino acids)
Molecular function (GO): protein binding
Source: RefSeq, a predicted model, not a curated record